This is a messenger RNA of Ilex paraguariensis (yerba mate), 1645 nucleotides long. The record is from the annotation of a GenBank genome assembly. NCBI's taxonomy places the organism in Eukaryota, Viridiplantae, Streptophyta, Magnoliopsida, Aquifoliales, Aquifoliaceae.
CUCUCUCUCUCUCUCUCUCCCCUGAAAAACCCUUCCAGUUCCUUCCUCAGUUCCUAUUAGCGGCGAAAUCCAAGAGAUGAAUUGAAAACAUCGUUUCGUUUCACUCUCUGUGUAUCUCUCUACAGAUUUGUGAAGAAGAAGAAGAAGAAAUGCCUACGUUCACGGCUGUUGCUUUGGAGACCUUGUUGGAAUCGACAGUUCGAGAUUCAUACAAGAAGCCUUUGAAUUCCGGAGAUGAACUGAAUAACAAGCAGGAAAGAGAGAAGCAGAAGAAGAAGGCUUCGACACCGAAUCACAUAUACAUACAGCCUGCUCUGUAUGUAACUCCCGAACCUACGCCCAUUCCGGAAGUUUCCUCCGGCUCGCUCUCGCCAUCUCCGUACGUGGUCAAUCAUAAACGCCGAGGAGGUAAGGCUGUGAAUCGUCGAACCAAUGAAUUCGAGAUUCCAAAGAAGAAUGAGAAUUUGAAUUCGAAUUCGAAUGUUGGUGAAGAGAUAGAUGAAGGUGAAUUGCGAUUUGGAGAAAUAGUGGAGGAUAAUUUUUUAGGUGCGGAGGUGAAUGGGGAUGGAAAUGAGGGGUUUGUGGUGGAGGAAGAUGAUUUCGUUGAUCCGAGGUGUGAUUCGUUGAGUGUUGCUAGCUCAAGUGAACUGAUUGAUUUAGGGAAGCAGAGCUUUGUGUCUAAUCCGGGAGAAUUCUUCGAUGCCGAUGAAGAUUUCUCAUCGAGUGGGUCAAUUUCAAACUCUAAUGGCCCAAGUGUUGAUUUAGAACUGCGUGCCAUAAGGGUUGGUCUAAUGGAGGAGAUCGAAAGGCGAAAGGCUGCUGAGGAUGCUGUUGCUCAGAUGUACAGUCAGUGGCAGAGGAUUGGCAAUCUUCUAUCUCAAGCAGGGUUGUCAUUUCCCACAUCCUUGUAUGCUAGUAGUGGUACACAGCUUGAGAUUGGUCCAGUAGAGCAGCUCUCUCAGGAGAUUGUUGUUGCUAGGUUUGUUGCUGAAGCAAUAGGAAAGGGUCAAGCACGUGCUGAAGCUGAAUUGGUUGCAGACGUGAUCAUUGAAUCCAAAGACCAGGAAAUCUCUCGGCUACGAGACAGAGUGCAAUACUAUGAGUCUGUUAAUCAUGAAAUGUCCCAGAGGAAUCAGGAAAUUAUGGAGGUUGCACGGAGGCAGCGACAACGGAAGAGGAGUCAGCGCAGGUGGCUAUGGGGUUGUGUAGGCUUAUCAGUAGUAAUUGGGGCAUCUGUGAUUGCUUAUUCGUACCUCCCAGAUACGAGUGAACAUCAUUCAUUGCCGGGUGCCAAUGAAUCAUCCAAUGCUGCUUCUACCAGUUCAUCAGAAUCUGCUUAUUAGUGAAUAAUUUAUGGCUAAUUUGUCGAGCUUCCUAGUGCACUCCGUUGACCUUUUUACCCAGAUGUUAUCCAGAGCACACGGGUUGAGACUUUAGGGGAGUGAUCUGACCACUUGCCUUGAAAAUUGUGCUUUGGAUAUCGUUGUUGGAUGAAGUUUGAGAAUCAAGAUAAGUUUUUGAGGUAGGGAUGCUGCUUUUUCGCCCUAAAUUCUUUGUUUCUGAUAUGGUUUAAUAGAUAAGAUAGUGUUUAUCCAUAAUGCUGUGCGUUGAGUGCAUAAGCGAUCCUAUACCAAGUGAAUUUCAG